AACAUCUCCAGGAAAUCCCGUCUUCCAGCAGCAAUGUGUCCACGAGCUUCACGUGGGACUGGGACUCCAGCAAGACCUCGGAGUUCCUCUCGGGCAUGGGAGUGUCCGUCCUCAAGAAGGACAAGCUGGGCAACGAAAACACCCCGCAGGAUCUGCUGGUGUCGCCCUGUCCUCCUCAGAAGCGGCAGAAGGUGAAGGAGAAGGAAAAGGACUUUGUCAUUGUGCGCAGGCCUCGGCUGCUUCGAGAGGCAGAGUCAGGUGUUUCUUGGGAUGCACUUCCGGAUGAAUUGCUAUUGGCAAUCUUUGCGUAUUUGCCCCUAAAUGACUUGCUAAAAGUUUCCUUGAUUUGCAAGAGAUGGCGUCGUCUCUCGUUUGAUGAAUCUCUCUGGCAGACUCUUGAUCUGACUGGCAGAAAUCUGCUGCCGGGAGUGAUUGGCCAGUUGUUGCCUGCAGGUGUUACUGUAUUCCGCUGCCCAAGAUCCUGUAUUGGGAAUCCGUUGUUUAAAACCAGCAAACCUCUCAGGGUUCAACAUAUGGAUUUGUCGAACUGUACGGUGUCUGUUGCAGAUCUGCAGAGUAUCCUUUGUCGAUGUGAGAGACUACAGAACCUCAGCCUGGAAGGGCUAGUGCUUUCUGAUGACAUCAUCAAGAGCAUUGCUCAGAAUCCCAGUUUAAUACGACUAAAUCUCUGUGGGUGCUCAGGGUUCUCUGCAGAAAGCCUGGAGUUGAUGUUGAGCAGCUGUUCUGAAUUGGAGGAGCUGAACUUGUCCUGGUGUGACUUCACAGCCGCCCACGUCAAAGCAGCAGUCAGUCAUGUUACUCCAAAAGUAACCCAACUAAAUUUAAGUGGAUACAGACAGAAUCUGCAGAUAUCAGAUGUUAAGACACUGGUGGAAAGAUGUCCUUCUCUUGUCCAUUUAGAUCUAAGUGACAGCGUGAUGUUGAAGCCUGAGUGCUUCCAAUAUUUUCAUCAACUCAUCUUCCUACAGCAUCUGUGUCUUAGCCGAUGUUACCAGAUAUCGCCUGCUGCCUUAGUAGAACUUGGUGAAAUUCCUUCAUUAAAGACUCUUCAGGUAUUUGGAAUAGUGACUGAUAACUCCCUGCAGAUUCUCAAGGAAGCACUUCCUGAUAUGAAGAUCAAUUGUUCACAUUUUACAGCUAUUGCAAGGCCAACUGUUGGCAGUAAAAAGAACCAUGAAAUUUGGGGCAUCAAAUGCAGAUUGACACUGAGAAAUCCUAGCAGUUUAUAAUCGUGUGCGAUUCACUGGAUGCUAUGGACAUGCUGGGUAUAGUGAGGCUCCCUGAGAAGGCAGUGCUGGAGGACCUUUAAUCCUUGGUCUUAUACCUUAAUGUAGUUUCAUAAAUAUUUUUACAGUAUUUUUUUACUUAAAGCUUUUAGAAUUCUGAUGUGAGUAAGCUGUAGAGACUUCUUUUUUUUUAAAGCCCCUUUUUUUAGGACAGCUUUUUAAAAUAUUUGUGAAAAUCAUAAUUAAAUUUUGUCAACCUCUGGAAACUGUUGCAGAUUGUGAUGCAGCUUUCUUUGCUCUAAGGUGUUCUAAAGGUGGUUUUGUUUAACUCUUCCAAAUCUGCUAUUCUUCAAAAGGCUCACAGAGUUGCUAGAUAUCUUAAUAAGGCUCGGUUUGGGUUUGCAGAGCUCAAACUGACUAAGGGUAUUAAACCUAUCCGAAUUCUUAAUUAAACAAGAUAUACAGUUAGAUGAUAGGCUACCUACUGUUUGUAAGGACAGAAGAGUCACCCUGGGCUCCAGAUGCUUCUGAAUUCACUGAACUUCACUGGAAACAAUAAGGGAGCAUGGGAAGGGAAAUCUACAUAAACACAGCUGUGAGGCAGCUGAGUACUGUACAAGUUUGAAGUAGUGUAAAGGAGCUACAGUAACACCUUUCUUUAGCAAGCCACAAAAGUAACUCCUAUUUUUAGAAUUCCUGGUUAGUAGCAGAAUGUAGAACGUGAUAGCCACCAUCUCUACUUUUACAGCUGUUUAUUAUAAAAUAGGUUUCAAUUGUUUCAUCAUUUCUUGCCAUAUUUUCUGACUAAACGUUACAGAAACUUCAUGUCGUUUCUUCUGGCUUCUGCAAGCUUCAGGAAGCCUGAAUUGGGAAAUGUUCUCUCUUCUCAGCUAAAACAUCAUACAAAAACUAUCAUUUUCUUUAAUGAAUAAGAUCUUAAAACAGUGAUCAGUGGAAUAGCAAAAAUAUUGCAGGAGGGAGUGCUCAUGUGGUUCUAGAUCUCAGACCAACAACAAAACCAUACCUGGGACUGUAGCAUAAAAGAGCAGUGAAAGGAAGAAACUCUUUGGUGCUAUUGAGGAACAAUGCUUUUUUUUAAAUAGCUUAAGUUUUUAGUAUCAUUCCACUUCUUGUAUCUGUAACACUAAUCAGCACUGUUGUAGCUUUUUUUUUUUUUUUUAAUUAGGGAGUCAGGUAUGGAAAGCUAAAUAAUUGUUCAAAAAAAAACCUAAGGAUAAGGAGAGGCAAUUACAUCAAAUAAAACUUUGAUCUGGCUCUAUCAUUGGUGUCCUCCUGAAUAAGCAAAUUUGUGGCAUUCUACCACACGCAGGCAUUAGCUUCCUGGCAUGAAACUUGCACCUUGUGGUCAUGAUGUACCAGUGACUGCAAACACACUGUCCUCAUUCCGAUGAGUGUAAUAGGCAGGUGGUAAAUUUAUUCAUGGAUAGUUGAGGUGAGCUGCAGCGAGAAUGUAGGAUUGUUAGACAGCUUGUAAUCCUUACAAAAGAGUUAUGGGCAAAUUACCCUGUGAAAGGUUGGAGUGGGGAAGCAGUAGGAAUUUGGAGGCUGUUGGAUACUCUACUACUUCACAAUUUGCAGUCUUAAUUCAUGGCAUGAAUCUGCUUACCAAGGAAAAAAACCCUUGAGCUGGCAGCACAGCACUGCUGUAAAUUCUUCUCCCUCAACACAAUGUAACCACAUGAGUCUCUUGUAUUUAAAUAAAGACCUACAAAGUUACUAUACUGUACCUGUAAUGACUGAGGGAUGGGACAACGUUUUGGUGAUUUGACACCAGCUUUGUGGCAUGUGUAAAGAAAAGCAGAAAUAUUUGUCCAAGCAAUGAAUAAACAAUGAUGGCUUAAAAAGAAAGGGUACCAUCACCAAUGCACUUAGUAUUUAAUAGACUGUACAUCGCUUUAAAAAAAUGCAGAACUGGGGCAGCGGUAUGGCUUUAGCUUUUGAACUUUUUCUGAAGUAUCAUUAAAUGCUGGCACAGUACACACAUCUGUAUCGCAGGUUUAUUGGUUAUGAUGGUAGCUAUACCAGACAUAAUGCAAAUCCUCUGGGUAAGAUGCAUUGACAUUUUUCUAACUAACUGAAGAAUUUUUUAUGUGGUAGCCCCAAGCAAAAAAAUACUGAACUCCACAGAAACAAGUUAGAUAAACCUCUGCAUUUUACUUACAGAAAGAGAAAGCUUAAAGACGUAGAAACUAUUAUAGAAAAACUACAUUGUAAGUUAAAGGCAGCUGAAUACAUGAAACAUUUUAAAAAGUUAAAGCACAAGAUCAUUUCAAACAUCUAUUACACUUUAAUUUUAUUACAUAAUGUAUAAACACCACUUAAAAAAGCAAAGAAUUACAGGUUUAUUUUAGCAGAACACAGAAGUAUGGACUGGCACUAGAUGAAAACAGACCAGGGAUCUGAAUCAGCAGGUAGAAGAGAGACAGAGUUGAUCGACUGCCAGACUAGGCAGAUCAAAUCAGUGUUAAACCAAUGCUCAGUCCUAUCACAGAACACUGCCUAUCAGGUAGACUGUCUGUACUGUACUCCUUUGUAAUAAAGGAUUCUUAAAAAGGAUUUUAUGGUUCCUUAUUAGAAGCUAGCUCUGCUUACUGAUUAUCUGUUACAGAUCUCCGACCCAUCGUCGUCAUUUGAAUCAAGCAUUCACCAGUAAAUGCUUCAACAGAAGUGCAAUUAAAUACAGACACAAAGCCAGUAGAGGCCACUCAUGAGUAGGUCGUGUUUCCAUUUCGCUCAAUAAUGGUUAGGAACUUAACUGAAAUCACCUACUAAAUCCUAAACCCUCUGGCCUUAAACCAGAUCAAACUUAGGGUCUCUGUAGGACUUGAAAACACUGCCUUUUGGUCUCAGCAUUCAAAAUAAGGAAUGACAGGUUUCAGAGGAUGACACCCUACUCAGUCUCCAUUUAAACAUUACAGCACACAAACGUCUCUGAAUAAGUAGGGAACAGAACUUCUGCCAUAAAUUUUAAUCUGUGCAGGUAUUCAAGGACACUAAGUACCUGAAUAUUUAAUCCCAAAUAAGCCCCUGCUCUAACAGUUAGUGGCAAAGUCCUAGGAAGUCCUAAAUUCAUUUCACUUUUUUUUUUUUUUUUUU
Molecule: messenger RNA, 4364 nt
Organism: Struthio camelus australis
Lineage: Eukaryota; Metazoa; Chordata; Aves; Struthioniformes; Struthionidae
Source: RefSeq, a predicted model, not a curated record